UCUCCGCAGUGCUCGCCCCCGUGUCCCGUGCCUGCGCUCUGCUCCGUUCUCCCGGUGCCGCCUCUCCUCCCGGUGAUACAGGCGGGAGUCCCCGCAGUCCGGCUCCACACAUCUCCUCAGCACUGACCGGCCCCGGACCCGCUGUCUCCCGUCCUCUCUCUGCCGUAUCGGGCGCUGGAAGAUCCCGCAUCCCGCCUCCAUCCUUGUGCCUGGAACCGGCCCGGUGCUGCGGUGUCCCAGCCUCCUCUGCCCCGCUCUCCCGACCGCCCGCCCCGGUAAUGGGGCCCCCAGUGGGCCCCGGGCUGCUCCUGCUCCUCCUCGGAUCCCUGCGGUUCUGUGCGGCCAAAUAUGUGCGGGGAAACCUGAGCACCAAGGAGGACUGGGUCUUCCUCACACGAUUCUGCUUCCUGUCAGAUUUUGGACGCCUUGAAUUUAGAUUUAAAUAUCCCGAGGCUAAAUGCUGCCAGAACAUCCUGCUGUAUUUUGAUGACCCAUCUCAAUGGCCGGCUGUGUACAAGAAGGGGAACAAGGACUGUCUGAUGAAAGAGUCUGUCAUCCGACCUGAGAACAACCAAGUCAUUAACCUUACCACACAGUAUGUUUGGUCCGGUUGUCAGGUGAUAAAGGAGGCUGGACAGAGCUACCUGAGCUGCAACAGCGGGAGAAGCUUCCGAUCCGUCCGUGAACGAUGGUGGUACAUAGCGCUGAGCAAGUGUGGGGGGGAUGGGCUGCAGUUAGAAUACGAGAUGACCCUGACCAAUGGCAAGUCAUUCUGGACCAGGCACUUUUCGGCAGAUGAAUUCGGUAUCUUGGAGACCGAUAUCACCUUCCUUCUGAUCUUCAUCCUCAUCCUCCUUCUGUCCUGUUACUUUGGCUAUAUACUGAGAGGACGGCAGCUCCUACACACCACAUACAAGAUGUUCAUGGCUGCCGCUGGAGUAGAAGUGCUCAGCCUGGUCUUCUUCUGUGUAUACUGGGGACAAUAUGCACAGGAUGGUGUGGGGAGCCCCAGUAUUAAAGUACUAGCCAAGCUGCUGUUCUCCGCCAGUUUCCUGAUCUUCCUGCUGAUGCUGAUCCUACUAGGGAAAGGAUUCACCGUGACCAGGGGACGUAUAAGUCACUUGGGCUCCAUCAAGCUGUCGGUCUACAUGACGCUGUACACGGUGACUCACACGGUGCUGUUCAUACAUGAGGCCCAGUUUUUUGAUCCAGCUCAGGUCCUGUACACGUACGAAUCUCCGGCAGGUUAUGGAAAUAUUGCCCUCCAGUUUCUGGCCUACAUAUGGUUCUGUUAUGCCGUCUUAGUGACACUCAAGCAUUUCCCCGAGAAACAGGCGUUUUACGUCCCCUUCUUUGCAGCUUAUACACUCUGGUUCUUUGCGGUGCCCGUCAUGGCUCUAAUAGCAAAUUUUGGAAUCCCUAAAUGGGCUCGUGAAAAGAUUGUCAAUGGGAUCCAGCUGGGAAUACACCUAUAUGCGCAUGCUGUUUUCCUGAUAAUCACCAGGCCGUCUGCAGCCAAUAAGAACUUCCCUUAUCACGUGCGCACCUCCCAGAUUGGGAUCAUGGAGCAGAGCACAGAGAAGUUCCCCCAUCAUGUCUAUGGGAAUGUCACAUUCAUCAGUGACUCCGUCCCAAACGUCACCGAGCUGUUCUCCAUUCCCAGCAGCAACGGCAAUUCCGGAGGGAUCAAUAAACCGGUUCAGUAUCCAGUGACCAUGGGUCAGUGCUAUUCCCAGCUGACCUCCGACCCUCAUCAUGUCAUCACCCCUCCAUCACUGAACGGAGCUCCAGGAAUCCAGAAAGUGCCAGUCGGAGAGACACAACUCGGGGGACUCCAACAACUUCACGCCCCCCAAAUUCAUCAUCAGAACGGAUUCCCUGAAUAUUUCAGUAUACGCUCAGCGGGCCCUCAGCCCAUAUAGAUACUAUAAGGAGAAAACUGCAGUCCUUGUUGAGCCAAGAUGGGCCCUAGGGAACCUCCGGACUGACAAACCAUAGUUUCAUAGGGCUGACUUCCUGAGCCAGAAACCAUAGUGUGAAUGUGAGCGUGUGCUCGACAUGUAUUACCAGAGUGUGUAUAAAUGUGUUUAUACCGACAUAUCCAUGUGUAUAUAUUUUCAUACUUCUUUAUGUAUGUUGGUGUGUGCAUGUACAUAGAUAUACAUGACAACAAAUAGUUAUGUGCCUACGUAUGUUGAUAUGUGCCUCUGCCUCGGCUGCCGUCUCUCACAUGAGCAGUGUUUUAGAUUUCCGGACUCCUGUCUGUAAUGUCCUUUUAUUCUUUCUGACUGAUUUGUUUAACUUGUGCUCAUAGUUUUGUCUUUCCAUAUCCUCUUUGUAUCGCCUAAAGGGGUACUCCGCCCCUGGUCAUCUUAUCCCCUAUCCAAAAGAUAGGGAAUAAGACGUCUGACUGUGGGGGUUCGGCCGCUGGGACCCUGGGAGGAUGCAUGAUGAGUGACCACAGCCGUCGCACCCCCUCCCAUAGGCAUGAAUGAAGGGGGCGUGACGUCACUACCAAGGCCGCCCGAACUCUGCGAUGUGAACAAAAAUGUUCAGAAUGCUGGAGUGCCGCCCAGAGAUUGUGGGGGUUCUCAGCGGUCGGACCCCCCGUGAUCAGACAUCUUAUCCCUUUAUCCUUUGGAUAGGGGAUAAGAUGUCCAGGGGCGGAGUACCCCUUUAAAGGGGUACUCCGUCCCUAGACAUCUAACCCUUAUCCAAAGGUUAGGGGAUAAGAUGUCUGAGCCGCUGGGACCCUCGUGAUCUUUGUGGAGUACCCGACAUUCGUUUAAAAUGCUUGGAGCAGGACGCGGGGGGUCGUGAAGUCACUGUCACGCCCCUCGUGACGUCACGCCACGCCCCUUCAAUGUAAGUCUAUGGGAGGUGGCGUGGCAGCCGCCACGCCCCCUCCCGUAGACUUGCAUUGAGGGGGCGUGACGUGACGUCACGGCCCCCCGCCGCCUGCUCCAAACGUUAGGAACAAAAUGUUCCGAACGCUGUGGCAACAGAGUACCCCUUUAAUACCUUCUGCAUUGUAGCCUCUUGCCAGCUGUCAUUGUCUACUGUAUGUGCUUAUGAUGCAGUCUUAUGGUUCUCUCUCUUCAAUCUGUUUCAUAUUGUAUCUGUAAUUUCAAGGUACACCUUUCCACGGUUCCAUGAAUCUUUGUGUUUCGAUUCUAUUUAUGUACGGCUCCCAUACCUUUCCAUUCCACUGGUUUGUCAUGCUCUAGAUCCCCUCGUAAAUGAGUUUUGAGUCUUCUAGAUCUCUAUUUAGAUUCUUCAAUUACUUUUUCUCAAAAAUCAACGGUAGCCGCAUCGCUGUUCCGACCUUACGUAUCUAUAACCGUCUGAUCUCACUGUAGACUUCUCUGUCUGUCAUGUUUUUCAGAAUUUCUCCGUCUUAAACUGUGACCCUCCAGAUGUUGCAAAACUUCAACUCCCAGCACGGCUGUCCGAGCAUGCUGGAAGUUGAUGUUUUGCAAAAUCUGGAGGACCACAGUUUAAGACCACUGGUCUAUUUCAAUGUUUUUGGUACAAAAAGGAGUACUCCACCCCCAAACAUCUUAUUCCCUAUGGGAUCGGGCAGUGUUUCCCAACCAGGGAGCCUCUAGCUGUUGCAAAACUACAACUUCCAGCAUGCCCGGACAACCGAAGGCUAUCCGGGCAUGCUGGGAGUUGUAGUUUUGCAACAGUUGGAGGCACCCUGGUCGGGAAACACUGGGAUAGGGGACAAGAUGUCUGAUUGCGGGGGUCUGUUCGCUUGGACCCUGCCCCGAUCUCCGUCGUGCACCCCAGUCAUCCAGUGCCACAGCCGUGAUUGCCCCCUCCGUUAAAGGGGUACUCCAUUGGAAAACAUUUUCUUUUAAAUCAACUGGUGCCAGAAAGUUAAACAGAUUAGCAAAUUACUUCUAUU
This is a messenger RNA of Hyla sarda, 3910 nucleotides long. It is a transcript of the gene TMEM145, whose product is annotated as transmembrane protein 145. The record is from RefSeq and is a predicted model, not a curated record. Gene Ontology annotation, biological process: response to pheromone; G protein-coupled receptor signaling pathway. Lineage: Eukaryota; Metazoa; Chordata; Amphibia; Anura; Hylidae. The transcript has 15 exons. Bases 279 to 1922 code for a protein of 547 amino acids.